AUGCAAACAACACUUAACUUCCGGUUCCCCAGUCAACGACAACGGCAACAACGUGAUGUGGCGGUGCGUAUGCUUGUACCAAUGCUGGAACAGCGGCCGAUGGCAACAGCAAACUUUCUCUUCAUGUGUACAAGCGAAGUGCCGUCGAGUGAUGUCUUGUCUGCCCUCGGUGUUCCAUCAACACGAAUGACGACAUUGUCAGUGGAGGCACUAAGCAAUUCUGGGCUAAAACCAUUUGCCGAGAGCUCUGUUGUGCGUAUUGAAAAGGAUAUAAUGGUAGAGAUUGGAAGCAGUACAACAAAGACUAUCUUUGGUGGAUUUAUUGAAGAUGAACCAUUGAAGGAUGAAUCACAGAAACAACAAGAAAAAGAACAACAACUUCGUGCCGGUACAGUUCUUAUUGGAAAUGUUGGAAUGCCAAAUUCUAAUGCGAGUCGUUACUAUAUUCUUCUUCAAGAUAUAAAAGAACCUGCACAACGAGAGGAGUUAGGCAUUUAUCAAUCUAUAGGCCAUAUCACGACUGGUUUAAAUGAACUGCGAGAGGCGUGUGCGACAGCAGUCGUGCAUUCACGCACACUUACACCCCAACCGCCAGUGAAAUUGUGGGUCUCUGAUGUACAUGUGGAUUACCGUCAAUCCUCAAAAGGAAGAAAUGCGGCCGCAGGUGAAAAGCCCACACGAACAGCAGGAAUAUCAACCGUACGUAUGGCUGGCCGUGUGCGUGGUCGUGAGGAAACAGAGGCGGAGGAUGCGGAAAUGGAUCAAUCCAUGGAGGCCAAUGGUGGUUUCUUUCACCUCACCCGCAGUUAUCCAGCUCCACAGAAUAAUAAUAAUAAUAAAGGUUUGGGGCCGCAGGCAAAGCGUCUUCGCUCCGAGCGUCUCACAGCAGCAGCAGAUGGUGAGAAUACAUUAACAGGCAUCACCGCAUUGCCUCCAGUGGAGGGUCAACCAUUUGACUUUUUUGCCGCCCAAGAGGAGGUGUUUCUUACGGAUGUUGGUAUGAUUAAAGAGACACAAACAUUACGGAGAAAUCGUCACGGUAAACAACCGCAGAAGAUGAGACCGAAACAUGAAAAGGCAAAUCAACUUGUAAUGACGGGUAACAGUAAAGGAGCGCGUAUAGCUUCUACAGGCACAAAGAAAACUUUGCGCCGACGAUACUAA
Messenger RNA from Trypanosoma theileri, 1164 nucleotides. RefSeq lists its product as uncharacterized. The record is from RefSeq and is a predicted model, not a curated record. Gene Ontology annotation, molecular function: peptidyl-prolyl cis-trans isomerase activity. Gene Ontology annotation, biological process: protein peptidyl-prolyl isomerization. NCBI's taxonomy places the organism in Eukaryota, Euglenozoa, Kinetoplastea, Trypanosomatida, Trypanosomatidae. Bases 1 to 1164 code for a protein of 387 amino acids. The transcript has a single exon.